CACACCAUGCCGCCAAAACACUAACACGGUAGUCUAGAAUAACUUUCUGCUCAGAAAAUAAAGGCAGUAGAAACAGUGAUAGUGGACUUUGUUGUAUGUUAUUUAAGGAUCUGUAUGCUGGCCAGGCUCUGGUAUCGUGUCACCGACUGGCUCUCGGUAGCAGAGCGUGGGAUUCGAUCACGCUAACCGUGUUGGCUCAAUUUUGAGACACCCGCGGGUCCAGACCAAGGGAGGAAACAUAUGGAGCAGGAAGGCACGAGUGAGGACCUCUCUCUUACACAUGAGGAAGCAUCUGAUGAGAGGAACACAGCACAACAAUCAAAACAAGAGCCCAUGGAUGCCCCUGAUUCAGUACAAGGACAAGAGCAGCCAUCCGAACAGUUGUCAGAUUUAACCUGCAGGUCACAGGGACGACAACGAAAGAAAAAUCCCAAAUAUUUUGAUUAUGUAACUGAUGAGAAAGUCACACAAAGUCCCGGACAGAAACGACUCAGAAGGACCUCAGUUCAAAAAAGCCUUGAAGAAGGGGAAACUUCUGGGAAGAGUCCGGCAAAGAGAAGAAAAUCUAUGAAGGCAGCGGAAGCAAAGACAGAUGGAGACAAAGAAGCAACCGACAACAACCCCCAGUCUGUUGAUGAAACAACCCAGGAAACCCCUAAAAAGACAGUAGGAACCAAGAAGACUCCAGCAAAAAGGACUCCUGCCAAAAAGACUCCUGCAAAGAAAAAUAUCCCCACAAAAGUUGACCUUUCAUUAGCAGAAGGUCCGGGUGCAGAAACAGGGAUACAGGAAAAGGAGACACCAAAGCCAAAGAGGAAGUAUGUGAGAAGGAAAACCAUACAGGAAGGAGCACCAGUUGAAACUUCGGCACCUCAGGAGCAUCAGGAGGAAAACCCCAUUGAACCUGCAGAUGAGACCACACCUGGUGGGCGCCCCAGGAGAGUUGCUGCUAAAGCGGCACUGAAGUAUCUUCAUUCCCUGGCAAAAGAGGUGUUCACGCAUUGCAGUGAUGAUGUGGGAUCCCAGCCAGGGGCAAAUGGUGAGGGAUCCAGUCCAGACUCAGGCCCAAGACAGAAAGGUCCUAAGGGCGGCAAAGGAAGUAGACGCCAAAAGAGGACGUUCAUGGACUUUGACAGUGCUGAUUCUGCAGAAGAUGAGGAUUUUCUACCAGAUGGUGAAGAAGAGGAUAUGGAAGGAGAAGAGGCACAGGACUCAGACUCUGACUCAGACUUGGAGCCAGCUGGAAAAAGUCCAGGAGCUUCACACUUCCACAGGAACAUUGGUCAGAAAAAAAUGAAUGGUAAAGCUCCCAAUGGACUCACCCUCAACGUCAUGCAAACUGUCAAGGAAUCAAUUGAAUCAAGCAAGAAAUUUCUGGAAGAGCACUGCAGCAGCUGGGUGUUCCCAGAAUGGGUCCCUUCCAUCAAUGCUUGGCACCUUGUACCAAGCUGUGAUUUGGAGAAAUACCUACCUCAGGAGCUCCAGUCUGUUGCUUUCAAAGUCUCCAGAGAAGGCCUCCGCAAUGAAGAGACGCUUCUGCAAAGACUCAACAGGUUUGAGUCGGUGGCCCCCCACCCGCAGCGCUGGGAUAUGUUCCUGUAUGCAGGCGGGCCAGUCUGGGCCAUGGAGUGGUGUCCAUCACCAGACGAUGCCACAGCUAAACAGUACGUAGCUCUGGCCUGCCAUCGAGGGAUGGACGACCAGCACUUUGCCAACAAGAAGUACACCGAGCCUGGACUUAUCCAGCUGUGGGACCUGGGCAAGUUGGAAUAUGACAACAGCCCUGAAUCCAAGCCAGUCCUGGCCUAUGGCUUGGCCCAGGACAAAGGCUUCAUUUGGCACCUCAAGUGGUGCCCCGCAGGAGCGUGGGAGCUUCCCAGCUGCAGCCGAAAGGCUCCUUUCAUGCCUAGACUGGGUCUUCUGGCAGCAGCUACCUCCACAGGCGUGGUCACCAUCUACAGUCUGCCCCAUCCUGAUGCCCUGCUCAACAACAAGAAGCUCCCUGACUCUGGAGAAGGCAGCCAACAGCCGCUCAUAUACAAGGCUGAAGGAGUGAUUACGCUGAAACUGGGUUCCUUCAAAGCCCCGCACCAUGAAAGGAGUGGACAAAUCAUGUCUAUGGACUGGUUGCCUGAGAAACCGCACAAUGUAAUGGCUAUUGGAUUCUAUGACGGCAUAGUUGGUCUGUGGGAUUUGUCCACUAAGUCUUUGCUGUUGCGUGUGCGAGAGCCAGACCGCUCAAUGACCCUGCUGCCCUAUAAAUGUUUCCUGGCCCAUGACAAUGCCGUGCGAGCCAUGGCCUUCUGUGCCGCUUCCAGACAUCUGUUGGUGACAGCAGGAGAUGACCGCAUGGUGAAGACGUGGGAUCUCAGAAGGGCCUAUUCGCCGCUCACUGCUCAGAAACGCUACCUGACCACUGAGGUCUAUUGGCCUUUAAGUUCAUCUGGCAUCCUUCUGUCCCAGGAGGCUGCCUUCGCAACGUGUGGUUUGAAUGGAGUCCAUUACUUUGACCUGGGCUACCAUAACCAGCGCUCGAUCUUUCUGGUUCCCAGGAGCGGCACUAUGUGGUCCAUAUCUUUCACUGAUUGGAUGAACGCGUUGUUGACAUCAGACACCCUCGGUGAGGUGAUCUUUGCGCUGUUGCCGAUGAUGAACGUUGCUCCCCAGUUCAACAAGCGGCCGAUAGAAAGACGCUUUCCGGUCUUCUUCACAGACAUGGUGCCUUAUGAUGCAAAUACUGCCAAAGCAGGAAACCAAGAGAUGGAGGGCUUAGAGCAGGAGGGAGAUGUGGUGGAAAAGAAGAAAGGAAAAGAUCCAGAAGGGGUGGAUGCUGGAGCUGAAGGGGACAAAGAGAGCGGUAAUGGGAAAGAAGGAGAGGGAGAAGGAGCAGGAGAGAGUGGAAGCCUCCCUCCAUCACCCCAGACAUACAGAGAGGCUGUGAAGAAGUACUACCUUCACUACACUGACAGCGAUAUGCGGCACUUCAAAAAUUCCCAAAGGCGGGCGCCAUGGGAACGCAUGAAAGCCACUGAGGUGAAGUCUCGGGUCAGCAUGGACGUGCUGCCCGUGGGUGCACUGCAUAAGGUGCGUUUCAACCCCAACAUGAGCUGCCACACCUGGCUGGUGUCUGCAGGCCAGGCGGGGCUCGUCAGAGUCCACUGUCUGCAGGGCAUGAACACCUCCAACAUCCAGAUGAUGGUCAGCAAGAAUCAGGCCCAGUUCAACGCACUUUAUUCACCAGAGGACCAGCUAUAGCACGACUUCAACACCACCACACGACUGAUGGCUCCAAAUCGUCACACUACAGCUGUGGAUCGGGCUGGUCGCUGCUGUCGGACAAGAAGAACACUUACAGGAACUGCAAAAAACUGUGUGAAGACUGAUGGCCCAGUUUCUCAUGUGUGUAUUCUUCUUGUUACAGUGAGGGUUUUCUGAGGGCAUGACAUUUCUGCAAAAUUAGCUCCAAAUUACCAAUACAUCAAUGCCUCUGGAUGUCCAGUUUCAGUGCCGAGGCCAUUAAGCUUCCAUUAGGAGGAGAUCAGACUAACGGGCAGCUUUAGAUAGAGUUUCCUGCUGUAACCUCAGCGUCUUUGAGGCUGAGCGUACUGACAGCAGCCACCCGGAACCUGACUGCCUUGUAAAGUGUCUCCUUGACGUCCUCCAUCUGUCAGCUCGCACUGGCAAAUGACAAUCAACCGUGUUAAUGGUGGCAGUUUUUAAUUUUUCAACCCUGAGAGCUGCCCAGUGUAAGCACUGUGGGUGACUUAGCAGCUCUGGAGGAGUUUGGGUUCAAGUGCCUUGCUGAAGGGCAUCUCACUGCUAGUUGCUUGAGUGUAAUGAGUGUAAUGCUGUGUUCAAAGACUGAAAAACUGUUCCGUUAAGGGUAAUAACAAAUAGGACAGGUGACAUAUCCUGCUUGGUGAAUUCAACUUCACAUUCCCUUUUUUUUUUUCCCUCGCAAAUUUUCUCAGUCAGCGCGGGGAUUUGUACCAGCAACCUCACCGGCCACAGGAUAUAAGCAAUGAAGGACUGAGUUGUGAGAUGUGAGAAUUUUUCUAAAUGUCACCCCUGGAGUCUUUCUCAUGUUACACUCCAGACAAAAUGCUGUAUCAGUGAUUUUAACAAAAAAAAAAUGGAUCUCGAUGUCGACAUGACUUUUUGUGUCAGAUGUGUGCAUAUGGAGUCUGUUGACACACCACUUAUGUUUUUAUAGCCCUCAGUUCCUUUGUGGUUUUAUACCUCUAGCUCUUCUUGCUGCUAUAUAUGUAAAAUUAGUUUAAUUAUCAUUAUUUUUUUCACUUUUAUCUUGUUUAAAAAUACUCAGGCUAGAACUGAGGGUGAAUACUUGAAAUUUUUUUUACUGUAAUUCUGCUUGUAAGUUUAUUCUAAUGUGAAGAAUUUUAAGAGCUCUUAUUUUGCUUUUCCAUUUAUCUAUAUUUUAUAUCUGAUUCUAAAUUAUUUGAGCGGUAGGUGUGCACAAUAUUUUACAACAAAAGGUUUCUUAGUUUUUCAUGGCUUUAUAAUUUUUUCAGUGCCUAGAAAGCAGUAAAACAAAAUGUAACCACUGAGGCAAGCUAACACGUUAAAAUAGUCUUAAUUGGACAACAGUCCUUUGUUUAGAGGUUUGGGAAAUGCAGUAAUCAGUAUUUCUGGCUUUGACCGUUUUGAUUUUAUUGCGUAGCUCUCGUAGGUGUUAACAAAACCCAGUGACAUGUUGGAAUCAUAAAAUACACCUGCUUCCCUUUGUAUUUUUUUUUUUUUUUUUUGCUCAGAUUUGCUGUUACUAAAAUAUUAAAAAUUCUCAAAUUGUUUUCAUAACACAAAUGUUUCAAUAAAUAAUAUUUCAGGGUG
Molecule: messenger RNA, 4851 nt
Organism: Myripristis murdjan (pinecone soldierfish)
Lineage: Eukaryota; Metazoa; Chordata; Actinopteri; Holocentriformes; Holocentridae
Gene: gtf3c2
Product: general transcription factor IIIC, polypeptide 2, beta
Exons: 21
Coding region: 241-3255 (1004 amino acids)
Biological process (GO): transcription by RNA polymerase III
Cellular component (GO): transcription factor TFIIIC complex
Molecular function (GO): protein binding
Source: RefSeq, a predicted model, not a curated record